AUGUUUCAACUGAUCCGCUUCAGGAUCUCUAGAUCUGCGGUGCUCCUCAACGCGUUCCUUCUCUUCCUGCCGUUAACAUAUUCUUUAUACAUCAACUAUAACGAUCACGUUGGUUUCUCCAAAGCCAUAUGCCUCUUCCUAGCUGUUUCGCAGGUCCUCUUGAACACGUUCGUGUGUAUCGUUCAACAGGAUCGCUUUUGGGAGCUGAUCGUAGAGAUGAAAAAGUGUUGCAACGAAGCAAAGACAUAUGAAAGACAGGUUUAUCAAACGUACGUUCAUAAAUACUCCACGUUCUAUGGGGCGUCUGCGAUAUGGUUCUACCUGACAGCAUCCAUCAUAGCGAUUGGAACGUUGUUCAUUCCCCAGCCUUUUCCAACGAACGCUGAAUACCCGUUUCCCGUUGAUUAUCAACCCCUCAAGAGCAUCCUAUUCCUCCAUCAAUGGUUCUUUCUCUAUCAAUGUUCCGCUCACGUGUGCAUCAACAUGCUUUGCGCUUUGCUGAUGUUGUUCGCCGCGGCUCGUUUCGAGAUCUUGAAGGUGGAACUGCGCGAGGUGAAGAGUUCUAACGAACUGAUCGAUUGUGUGAAAAAGUAUUACAUUGCGAGAAGAUACGCGAAGAAAGUGUUGAGUGCUUCUCGGUUUAUAGCUUUGAAUACGGUGAUGCUGUGCGGUACGCGACAGCCGUCUACUGUGAUAAUUCAAUUUAUGUCUUUGGCUGGGACUGCGCUGAUGGAGGUUUUCAUGGUCGCCUGGCCAGCUGAUCAUCUAUUGGAUUUGGUGAGUUGUAUUUUAACUCGUUUCAAUAUAUUUGUUCCGUUCGCACGUUUUCUUUCUGGACAG
This is a messenger RNA of Osmia lignaria (orchard mason bee), 840 nucleotides long. RefSeq lists its product as uncharacterized. Gene Ontology annotation, cellular component: plasma membrane. Gene Ontology annotation, molecular function: odorant binding; olfactory receptor activity. Lineage: Eukaryota; Metazoa; Arthropoda; Insecta; Hymenoptera; Megachilidae. The record is from RefSeq and is a predicted model, not a curated record. Gene Ontology annotation, biological process: detection of chemical stimulus involved in sensory perception of smell; sensory perception of smell.